CUCGGUCUACGUACGGUCCACACUCGACAUUGUUAUAAAGAGUCAAGUCAACCGCAAGUCAUCCGUGGGCGCUUUCGUGGCCUGGUUGUGUUUGGGCUGGCGCUGGUGAUUAGCGGCUACCCGUACUUGCCCGACCCGGAUUUGGUGACUGGGCCUAGCGACGGACGGAGAGGAUGAGUGGCGGGUGGUCGUCGCGAUGGCUGGCCCGGUUCUCGGUCGAGAAGCAAGAGACCCUCCUGAAAAUGAUGGUCUUGUCCGCCUCCGCACUAUUGGCCUUUGCCAUCCGUUUGUUCUCCGUGUUGAGCUUCGAGUCCAUGAUCCACGAGUUCGAUCCGUACUUCAAUUACCGCACCACGCGUUUCCUCACCGAGGAGGGCUUCUACGCCUUCCACAACUGGUUCGAUGACCGGGCUUGGUAUCCCCUAGGACGCAUCAUCGGCGGCACUAUCUACCCCGGACUCAUGCUAACCUCGGCCGUGUUCUACCACGUGCUCAAUUUCCUCCACGUGACCAUCCACGUGCGCGACGUGUGCGUCUUCUUGGCCCCGUUUUUCUCCUCGUUGACCGUGCUCAUCACGUAUCAAUUGACCCGAGAGCUGUACUCCACCGGGGCCGGAUUGGCCGCGGCGGCCAUGAUCGCCAUCGUGCCCGGAUAUAUUUCUCGAUCCGUAGCGGGUUCCUAUGAUAACGAAGGGAUCGCCAUUUUCUGCAUGCUCCUCACGUAUUAUCUGUGGAUUAAGAGUGUCAAGACAGGCCAAGUGUAUUGGGCUGCUUUGUGCGCGGUGGGCUACUUUUACAUGGUGUCAUCGUGGGGUGGAUACGUGUUUUUGAUCAACUUGAUCCCCAUGCACGUGUUCGUGCUCAUGGCUUGUGGGCGGUACUCGCAUCGUAUCUACGUGGCCUACUCCACGGUUUACACCUUGGGAACGCUCCUCUCGAUGCAAAUCUCCUUUGUGGGAUUCCAACCCGUUCAGACCUCGGAGCACAUGCUAUCAUUGGGCGUGUUCGGCUUGUGCCAAAUCUUGAGCUUCAUCAAUCACCUACAAGCCAACAUGACCAAAGAGAGCUUCAACCACUUGUUCAAGACCCUGGUUCUCAUUGUGGGCUCCAUUGUGGCUCUGGGUUUAGGCGUGCUAACUUUGUCCGGGAAAGUCGCCCCUUGGACCGGGCGAUUCUACUCGUUACUCGAUCCUUCCUAUGCCAAAAACAACAUCCCUAUAAUCGCGUCUGUGUCGGAGCAUCAACCCACGUCUUGGUCGUCGUUUUACUUUGACCUGCAGAUCCUGACCUUUCUUUUUCCCGCUGGAGUGUAUUACUGUUUUGCCAAACUCACGGACCAUAAUAUCUUCGUGAUUCUUUACGGCGUGACAUCCGUGUACUUUGCGGGAGUAAUGGUGCGGUUGAUGCUAGUUUUGGCCCCCGUGAUGUGCAUCUUGUCCGGGAUAGCAGUGUCGGCUUCCUUGUCCACUUACAUGAAAUACUUGGAAGGGAAUCACAAAUCCGAAAAGAAGCCCAGCAAAGCCAAGCCAUCGAUUCCCUCAGAUCAGCGAGGAUCCCACAAGGAGCUCAUCGCCACGGCGUUUGUCACGAUCGUCUCAGGAUUCUUGGUCAGUUACGCCUUCCAUUGCGUAUGGGCCACAUCUCGGGCCUAUAGUUCUCCCAGUAUCGUCCUCUCGGCUCGAUCUCAUGACGGUUCUCGUAUCAUCUUUGACGACUUUCGGGAAGCCUAUGGUUGGUUGAGAGAAAACACGCCAGAAAAUGCCAAGAUCAUGUCUUGGUGGGAUUAUGGAUAUCAGAUCACGGCCAUGGCCAAUCGGACCAUCUUGGUGGACAAUAACACUUGGAACAACACACAUAUCUCGAGGGUGGGUCAGGCCAUGGCCUCGGACGAGGAGCACGCCUAUGAGAUCAUGAAAGAACUUGACGUGGAUUAUGUGCUCGUUAUAUUCGGCGGAGUGAUUGGAUACUCCUCGGAUGAUAUCAAUAAAUUCCUAUGGAUGGUGCGGAUUGGUGGAAGCACACCCGAAGGAGAACAUAUCAAAGAAUGGGAUUACUACACCCCCUCAGGCGAGUUCCGAGUCGACUCUGAGGGAAGUCCCACCUUGCACAAUUGUCUUAUGUACAAGAUGUGCUAUUACCGAUUUGGACAGAUGUACACGGAAGGAGGUAAGCCUUCUGGUUACGAUCGUGUUCGAAAUGCGGAAAUCGGCGUGAAGGACUUUGAAUUGGACGUCUUGGAAGAGGCUUACACAACUGAGCAUUGGAUUGUUCGCAUCUAUAAGGUGAAAGAUAUGCCCAAUCGCGGGGUUUAAACGUCCAGUUUUUCGACCAGGCAUUCUCGAGACUAACUUUUCUAACCCGUCGAUUCACUGAAUACUCGAGAAGUAGGUACUCUUGGUUAAUCUUCAAUAUUUUGGUUACAAUCUUUUUUCGUCUUUAUCUCCUCUGCCAAUCUCUGAACUCUGUUAAUUAUUUGUCAUUCCUCUGUUCCAUUUUCCAAGUCCAACACUCGUGUGACACUUCACGAUGGCAUUAAAUCUAAUAAAACGCCAACAAUGUAAUCUCACAACUGAUCUCUUCGGAUCUGUUGACUCGUAAUCAUGAUGUGAUAAUCCCUCUGAUAACCUUUCCUUGGAUCAAUGAACCUGAACUCCCCCCGCCAUUCAUUGUGUGUGACUAACAUUUGAUGAACGAUAGAUUCCACGCCCCACCCCCCUCCUCCAUUUAAGUUCAUGGGAAGACGAGGAGUUUCUUUUCUGUGUCACGAGUGAGAGUGAAAAAUAAGGAACUUGUCUUUGCGUGGGCGUGUCAUUUCAGUAUGAGUUGUGUUACCCGUUCAUAAAGAAGUUUCAAACAA
Messenger RNA from Tigriopus californicus, 2857 nucleotides. RefSeq names its product dolichyl-diphosphooligosaccharide--protein glycosyltransferase subunit STT3A-like (gene Stt3A). NCBI's taxonomy places the organism in Eukaryota, Metazoa, Arthropoda, Copepoda, Harpacticoida, Harpacticidae. Gene Ontology annotation, molecular function: dolichyl-diphosphooligosaccharide-protein glycotransferase activity. Bases 174 to 2312 code for a protein of 712 amino acids. The transcript is spliced from 8 exons. Gene Ontology annotation, biological process: post-translational protein modification. Gene Ontology annotation, cellular component: membrane. The record is from RefSeq and is a predicted model, not a curated record.